GAUGACUGAAAAUACUGCCAAUCAAUAUAGACGUCGAACUUAUGUUAAAGUUUCUCCUAUAUAAAAAACAUAGUUAAUAAAUCUUGUAUUUUAAGAGUAAUGGAAGAUUAAAAAAGUAAUUAAUUUGCUUUUUACUAGUUAGGCAGCUAAGUUUCUUUACGUUAAGUAUGCGUCUGCUAAAAGUAUCGUCUUGAAAUACAGAAAAUAUUCAAUACAAAAAAAAAUGCCAACUCUUCCAGAAAUUAAACGAUGCCAUUACAAACCAUUAAGAAAUGGAAAACAUAAUUAUAAAAUCAUAUGUCUGAGAGGAGGUAUUUUUUAAAACACAAUUAAAAAUUUCUCUCUGAAAUAAUGA
Messenger RNA from Paramecium sonneborni, 355 nucleotides. NCBI's taxonomy places the organism in Eukaryota, Ciliophora, Oligohymenophorea, Peniculida, Parameciidae. The record is from the annotation of a GenBank genome assembly.